Messenger RNA from Lactuca sativa (garden lettuce), 1808 nucleotides. RefSeq names its product F-box/kelch-repeat protein At5g60570. Gene Ontology annotation, cellular component: nucleus. NCBI's taxonomy places the organism in Eukaryota, Viridiplantae, Streptophyta, Magnoliopsida, Asterales, Asteraceae. Gene Ontology annotation, molecular function: protein binding. The record is from RefSeq and is a predicted model, not a curated record.
UUUUGUCAAACGACAAAACUCCUUUUCACUUUCAGUCCAUUUUCUCUCUCAACAAGUUUCAGUUUUUCUUAGUUAUAAGAAAACGUACCAUUUUAUCCUUCUUCAAUCCGUCUGUCUCACACAGAAUCACACAUAUCUGUAGGAUUCCUUUCGGUUUCCGGCGAGAUGUCUGCGCAUGAACAGUUAUCUCCGGCGUCUCCGCCUGCCUGACAUCCGACUCCGAGAUCAGAUUUUUUUAUCAGCUCCGGUGACACUCUAAUCGCCGGGAUCUGUCAUCUUUCAACGGAAAUUAUGAUUGGCCUAAAUUGACGGAUAGGAUGAAGAAUAGUUGGAAAGAUCAAAUUUGGAUUUUAGUUUGUUGCGAUGAUGACGUAUAGUAGUUUUUCAAACUGCAGGCUUUGAUUUUGUGUAGCUAACUUGUUCGCCUUUAGAAUAAUUUAGUUUUGCACAGAUGGAUCAUGAGCAAAAUCGUUAAGAUUCCAACAGAAGUUGCUAAGUACUUUGCAUAAGAUCAAACAACUUCUUCUCAGUUCUCAGGAAACAUGAACAACGAGAGAGGAGAUUUCCAAUUCUUCCAUAGACGACUGAAUCAAACCUCCAAUGAUUCUCUUCUUCCUGGACUAUACGACGAUGUAGCCCUAAUUUGUCUAGCCUGGGCUUGUAGAUUCGAUUACGCUUCACUCUCCUGCUUAAACAUCCGAUUCAAUUCCCUCAUGAAAACAGGCUACCUCUACGAGCUCCGAAAGCAACUCGGAAUCAUAGAGCAUUGGGUAUACAUGGUGUGCGAUCCCAGAGGUUGGGAAGCAUUCGAUCCAAUCACCAAAAACUGGAUGAGGCUUCCCAAAAUCCCUUGUGAUGAAUGUUUCAACCACGCAGACAAAGAAUCAUUAGCUGUAGGGAGUGAAUUGUUAGUUUUCGGGCGUGAACUAUUCGAAUUUGCUAUAUGGAAAUACAGCUUAAUCCAUAGAAACUGGGUGAAAUGCGAAGGAAUGAUUCACCCCAGGUGUCUAUUCGCGUCAGGAAGCUUAGGAACAAUCGCCAUUGUUGCAGGAGGUAGUGAUCAAAACGGAAACAUUCUAAAAUCUGCUGAGUUAUACGAUUCAUUAACAGGUAGAUGGGAAAUGCUUCCAAACAUGCACUCCCCUAGAAGAUUAUGCUCAGGUUUUUUCAUGGAUGGAAAGUUUUAUGUAAUAGGAGGAAUGACAAGCCCUAAUGAUUCAUUAACCUGUGGUGAAGAGUUUGACCUCAAACUCAAAAAAUGGAGGAAAAUCCCGGGCAUGUACCCGAAUGUAAACCGGGCAGCCCAAGCUCCACCACUUGUAGCGGUUGUUGAUAAUGAGUUAUAUGCAGUUGAGUAUUUAAGCAAUAUGGUUAAGAAAUAUGAUAAGAUUAACAACUUAUGGGGUGUUUUGGGUAGACUUCCAGUUAGGGCUGACUCAUCGAAUGGUUGGGGGUUAGCUUUUAGGGCUUGUGGGGAUGAACUUUUGGUGGUGGGUGGACAAAGGGGUGGACCUGAAGGUGAAGCUAUAGUCAUUAAUUCAUGGUGCCCUAAAUCCGGGGUUAAAAAUGGUAUUUUGGAUUGGAAGAUUCUUGGUGUUAAAGAACAUGCUGGUGUGUUUGUUUACAAUUGCGCUGUCAUGGGUUCUUAAACUUAUCUCCAAAUCUUCAAACCCUAAUUACAACAGGUUUCUAGUCACCCUUUCAACUUAUCUCAUUAACCUUUUUUUUUUUUUUUUAAUUUAUUUUCGUUUGUGUACUUUUUAUUUGUGGUAAUAAAUUGGAAAAAGGUAUAAUUGUUUUGAGGUGUA